GCAGGAAGCUCGCGCCGUCACCCGCUCCCCGGACGCGUCCAGGACCCACUGCGCCGCGAGUCAUCCCCGGCCCCGGCGUGCGCCCCAGACACGGUGACUCCGGUCCGCGCGAGCCUCCUCCCCUCACUGCGACCCUACCAGGCCCCGCAGCCCAGCUGCCCCAGCCAUGGACGCCCCGGAGCCGCAGCCCGACCCCGACGGUGGGGACGGCCCAGGCCACGAGCCUGGGGGCAGUCCCCAGGACGAGCUGGACUUUUCCAUCCUCUUCGAUUAUGACUAUCUGAAACCCAUCGAAGAAGAACAGAACGCACAUAAGGCCAUCAGCUCACCCUCCGGAAUCGCAUACCCGGAUGAUGUCCAGGACUAUGGCCUCAAGCCUGUCAACCCCCUUGCCAGUUUCUCUGGCGAGCCCCCCGGCCGGUUUGGAGACCCGGAUAGGAUAGGGUUCCAGAACUUUCUGAGUCCGGCCAAGCCAGCAGGGGCUUCGGGCCCGAGCCCUCGGAUCGAGAUCACUCCAUCCCACGAACUGAUGCAGGCAGGGGGGGCCCUCCGUGGGAGAGAUGCCGGCCUGCCCCCAGAGCAGCCGGCCCUGGCCCUGGCCGGCAUGGCUGCCAGCCCGAGGUUCACACUGCCCGUGCCCGGCUUUGAGGCCUACCGCGAACCGCUUUGCUUGAGCCCCGCUAGCAGCGGCUCCUCUGCCAGCUUCAUUUCUGACACCUUCUCCCCCUACACCUCGCCCUGUGUCUCGCCCAAUAACGCCGGGACCGACGAAGUGUGUCCCCAGUUUCAAAACAUCCCUACUCAUUAUUCCCCCAGAACCUCUCCAAUAAUGUCACCUCGAACCAGCCACGAGGACAGCUGCCAGGGCCGACACUCGCCCGUGCCCCAUCCGGCAUCCCGCUCCUCCUCACCCGGUGCCAAGCGGAGGCAUUCGUGCGCAGAGACCUUGGUUGCCCCUCUGCCCACAUCCUCACCCCAGCGCUCCCGGAGCCCCUCGCCACAGCCCUCGCCUCACGUGGCACCCCAGGACGACGUCAUCCCCGCUGGGUACCCUCCCACGGCUGGCUCUGGUGUUCUCAUGGAAGCCCUCAACAGCCUGGCCACUGACUCGCCCUGCGGGAUCCCCUCCAAGAUAUGGAAGACCAGUCCUGACCCGACUCCCGUGUCCACUGCCCCGUCCAAGGCGGGCCUGGCCCGUCACAUCUACCCAGCUGUGGAGUUCCUGGGGCCAUGUGAGCAGGAGGAAAGGAGGAAUUCCGCUCCUGAGUCCAUCCUGCUGGUACCACCCAGCUGGCCCAAGCAGCUGGUGCCAGCCAUUCCCAUCUGCAGCAUCCCUGUGACUGCAUCCCUUCCUCCACUAGAGUGGCCACUCUCCAAUCAGUCAGGCUCCUAUGAGCUGCGGAUCGAGGUCCAGCCCAAGCCCCAUCACCGGGCCCACUAUGAGACGGAGGGCAGCCGUGGUGCUGUCAAAGCCCCGACAGGAGGCCACCCUGUGGUGCAGCUCCAUGGCUACAUGGAGAACAAGCCCCUGGGACUUCAGAUCUUCAUUGGGACAGCCGAUGAGAGAAUCCUUAAGCCACACGCCUUCUACCAAGUACACAGGAUCACAGGCAAAACCGUUACCACCACCAGCUAUGAGAAAAUUGUGGGCAACACCAAGGUCCUGGAAAUCCCCCUGGAGCCAAAGAACAACAUGAGGGCCACCAUCGACUGUGCCGGCAUCCUGAAGCUUCGGAACGCCGACAUCGAGCUGCGGAAGGGCGAGACAGACAUUGGCAGGAAGAACACGCGAGUGCGCCUGGUGUUCCGCGUGCACGUCCCGGAACCCAGUGGCCGCAUCAUCUCCCUGCAGGCGGCAUCCAACCCCAUUGAGUGCUCUCAGCGCUCUGCCCAUGAGCUGCCCAUGGUGGAGAGACAAGACGUGGACAGCUGCCUGGUCUACGGGGGCCAGCAGAUGAUCCUCACGGGCCAGAACUUCACUGCUGAGUCCAAGGUGGUGUUCAUGGAGAAGACCACAGAUGGGCAGCAGGUUUGGGAGAUGGAAGCCACGGUGGAUAAAGACAAGAGCCAGCCUAACAUGCUUUUUGUUGAGAUCCCCGAGUAUCGGAACAAGCAUAUCCGAGUACCCGUAAAAGUGAACUUCUACGUCAUCAAUGGAAAGAGAAAACGAAGUCAGCCACAACACUUUACCUACCAUCCAGCCCCUGCCAUCAAGACGGAGCCCGAUGAGUAUGACCCUUCUCUGAUCUGCAGCCCUGCCCAUGGAAGCCUGGGGAGCCAGCCGUAUUACCCACAGCACCCAAUGCUGGCCGAGUCCCCCUCCUGUCUCGUGGCUACCAUGGCCCCCUGCCAACAGUUCCGCUCGGGGCUGUCAUCCCCCGAUGCUCGCUACCAGCAGCAGAGCCCCGCGGCAGCUCUCUACCAGAGGAGCAAGAGCCUGAGUCCAGGCCUGCUGGGCUACCAGCAGCCGGCCCUCCUGGCAGCACCCUUGGGCCUGGCCGAUGCCCACCGCUCUGUGCUGGUGCAUGCUGGUUCUCAGGGCCAGAGCCAGGGCUCUACCCUGCCACACACAUCCUCGGCUACCCAGCAGGCCUCGCCCGUGAUUCACUACUCACCCACCAACCAGCAGCUUCGUGGUGGGGGGCACCAGGAGUUUCAGCAUAUCAUGUACUGUGAGAACUUCGGCCCUGGUUCAGCCAGGCCUGGCCCACCUCCCAUCAACCAAGGCCAGAGGCUGAGCCCAGGCUCCUACCCCACGGUCAUCCAACCACAGACUGCCCUGAACCACAGAGCUACCAAAAACGGACCCCCAGUCAGUGACCAGAAGGACGCUAUGCCCACUGGAGUGACAGUCAAACAGGAACAGAACCUGGACCAGACCUACCUGGAUGACGAACUGAUAGACACACACCUUAGCUGGAUACAAAACAUAUUAUGAGACCGAGUGACUGGUCUUUGAUCCGAGAAAUCAAAGCGAAAGUUAAUGAAAUCAUCAGGAAGGAGUUUUCAGGACCUGCCCCCCGAAAUCAGACCUAGAACAGCCAUUAUCGCAAGACGCCUUCCAUCUGGGACCCCUUCUGUCUCCCCCUGUCUUCUCUGACUGGAACACUGUGUGUGGGCACAGCAAAGGCUGUUGGUGUAGGAGCCUGCUGCCUCUCAACGCUUAGCUGAGCUGUUGUCCAUGGUGACUGGAUGAAAAAGCCACUGCCUGCUGACCAAAGCCCCGUUCUCAACUCACCAGGAAGCUGAAUUUGCCAGAGACCCGGAAGCUGGCCUCGGGGAGAGAGCUGGGGAACUUCGAUAGAGCCCCAGCCCACGGACAUGGCUCCUCUCUCUCUUGAAGGGUGUUUAGACAGAGCAACCAAAAGAACGUGGCCCAAGAGCCCAACUUUUGGGCUCAAGAACCCCAGGUCUCUGUAGGAGCCAAAACCGGAGCGUCUCAUCUCUGCCCCAGCUGGGCCAUAGCAGGGCUUUGUUUGUUUUCAGUCUUUUUCCGAAGCCAAACUGCCUUGCCCUGACAGGACCACCUGUUCCAACUCCCGGCCUUAAGUUAUAACCCAUGUACGUUGUUUGCCAGCUUCUGGGCCUUUGUUUUGUUUUUCUCUGCUUCAAAGAGCCAACCAAGGAGUCCGCAGGCUGGGCCCUCUCAGCCAGCUACUCCCUAACCCUGCUGCCUGCACCAGACCUCUGGUGGGAUCCAGCUCGGGCUGCCUGUUGAGAACAAAGCUUCCAAAGGCUCCUCUCCACCCUCCUCCCAGACAGAGCCUCCUCCUCCCCGGAGCUGGAAGAACCUUCUGGGUCCUUGCAUUGACUGUUACAGAGCUGAAGCCACCUAACCCAAUCAAAACCUGCAGGUGUUUGUCAUGAUUGCCACCAAACAGAACGACGGGGCUGAAAUCUCCCCCUACCCUAAACUCAAAAGCCGGAGCGCGCUGGCAUAGCCCCAUUAUUCUGUUUCUUACCUGGAU
Alexandromys fortis (reed vole) is the source of this 3968-nucleotide messenger RNA. It is a transcript of the gene Nfatc2, whose product is annotated as nuclear factor of activated T cells 2. Gene Ontology annotation, biological process: calcineurin-NFAT signaling cascade; regulation of transcription by RNA polymerase II; cytokine production. Gene Ontology annotation, cellular component: transcription regulator complex. Gene Ontology annotation, molecular function: transcription factor binding; RNA polymerase II cis-regulatory region sequence-specific DNA binding; DNA-binding transcription factor activity, RNA polymerase II-specific. The transcript is spliced from 11 exons. The record is from RefSeq and is a predicted model, not a curated record. Bases 167 to 2938 code for a protein of 923 amino acids. NCBI's taxonomy places the organism in Eukaryota, Metazoa, Chordata, Mammalia, Rodentia, Cricetidae.